This is a messenger RNA of Triticum aestivum (bread wheat), 2012 nucleotides long. Its product is annotated as S-adenosylmethionine decarboxylase proenzyme. The record is from RefSeq and is a predicted model, not a curated record. The transcript has 3 exons. Gene Ontology annotation, molecular function: adenosylmethionine decarboxylase activity. Gene Ontology annotation, biological process: spermine biosynthetic process; spermidine biosynthetic process. Gene Ontology annotation, cellular component: cytosol. Bases 507 to 1685 code for a protein of 392 amino acids. NCBI's taxonomy places the organism in Eukaryota, Viridiplantae, Streptophyta, Magnoliopsida, Poales, Poaceae.
CACACCUUCCCAUCGAAAACAAACCCAAACCUUUUCGAGCCGAUCGCCUCGAAAGAGCAAACCGCCCGUGCCUCGUAACCUAGGAACUCCGUCGAUCUGAAACCCAAGGCCGCAACAGCCAGAGCUUCGUCCUCCAAGAAGCCACGAAGGAACGAGUGUGAAUGUUCUAAUGAUGUCAAAAGCCGGCAAGAAGUCUAGUAGUAGUAAUUCCAUGUACGAAGCUCCCCUCGGUUACAAGAUUGAGGACGUUCGCCCUGCCGGAGGAAUCAAGAAGUUCCAAUCUGCUGCCUACUCCAACUGCGCCCGCAAGCCCUCCUGAUAUUCCCUUCGCAUGCCUUUCAACGUAGCAUAGGAUUCUUUACUGCAAUUUCCCUUUCCUUUUGUCCAAUAAACCUUUUGUCCAAUAAAUCUCCCUUGGCUGGCUGCUUCCUCCGCUACUUGGCUUGUCCUCUCCGAUCUCCUCUGUCCUCUAUCAUCCUCCCUUCUUCCUCGCGACACUUGAUCAGAUGGAAAUGUCUUUGGCUGACUGCUGGGCCCCUGCCCCCGCCUCCCCUAUUGGGUUUGAGGGCUACGAGAAGCGCCUCGAGAUAACUUUCUCCCACGCGCCUGUCUUUGUGGACCCGUGCGGCCGUGGCCUUCGCGCCCUCUCUCGACACCAGAUCGACUCCUUCCUCGAUCUUGCACGGUGCACCAUUGUGUCCCAGCUCUCGAACAAGCAGUUUGAUUCUUAUGUGCUCUCGGAGUCGAGCCUCUUUGUGUACUCCCACAAGGUUGUCAUCAAAACCUGUGGAACAACAAAGCUCCUGCUGUCGAUUCCCCGCAUCCUUGAGCUUGCUGCGGAGCUGUCGCUGCCACUUCUUUCAGCCAAGUAUUCCCGCGGGACGUUCAUCUUCCCCGGCGCGCAGCCGGCGCCGCACCGCAGCUUCUCGGAGGAGGUGUCCGUGCUGAACGGCUUCUUUGGUGGCCUCAAGUCAGGUGGCAAUGCAUAUGUGAUGGGUGAUGCGUUCAGGCCCAAGAAGAUGUGGCACGUCUACUACGCCACGGAGGAGCCUGAGCAGCCCAUGGUGACGCUCGAGAUGUGCAUGACUCGGCUGGACGCCAGGAAGGCCGCGGUGUUCUUCAAGAACUCUGCCGACGGCGGCUGCUCCUCGGCCAAGGAGAUGACCAAGGUCUCUGGCAUCUCUGCUAUCAUCCCCGAGAUGGAGAUCUGUGACUUCGACUUCGACCCGUGCGGGUACUCGAUGAACGGCGUCUCCGGCCCUGCAGCCUCCACCAUCCACGUCACUCCUGAGGAGGGCUUCAGCUACGCGAGCUAUGAAGCGAUGAACUUCAACCCUGGCUCCCUGGUUUACAGUGACCUGAUCAAGAGGGUGCUGUCAUGCUUCCGCCCGUCAGACUUCUCCGUCGCCGUCACCAUCUUCGGUGGCCAAGGCUUCGCCAAAUCAUGGGCGGCCGGUGCGGAGGUCUGCUCCUACCUGUGCGACGAUCUCGUCGAGCAGGAGCUUCCGGGCGGUGGCCUGCUCAUGUACCAGAGCUUCAGUGCAGUUGCCCCUGGCGCCGUGUCCCCGAGGUCGACCCUGGAUGAUGGCUGGAGCAGCGACGGGAUGGAGAUGGCCGCGCAGGGCGAGGAGGCGUGCGUCUGGGGAGUGGAGAAGAAGGUGACCGAGAAAGGUGUCGCUGCCUGAGAGAAAUCUGCGGUUCCAGAGACGUCUGAAGUCUCUGAGAUGGUGUCCUGCUAUAGUAGUUUCGGUUAAGCAGCUGGCCGGGUGAUCGGCAAAGCGUACUGUAUCCCGUGUUACUGCUUUUAUUAUUUUUCGGUUGUUAUUCCUGCCGAAUAAGUGCUCUAGAUGGUCUGCUGCGUCUGCCAUAUAGUGAGCAAAAGAGUCUAUUCUGGGGAGAAUGUACUAAAUAUUUAUGUCUGUCGCCAAUGCUCUUGUGGGGAGGACGAUAUUGUAACUUACUGCUACCUCGUUCAUAAUAUGAGAGUGUUUUUGACACUAUGUUCAAUCAAA